AUGGGCUCAACGGAGACUAAACCUGCGCCAGAAGGAUGCUUUUACAUCUGGCGUGCCACUCUCAAGUUCGACUGCGACAUCGACUGUGACUGUCAACUUCAGAGAGCUUGCCUCAAGGGGGAACCAUCCAUGCCCCCGCUGGAUGAGUUCGUGCAGCUCGAACUACCUCGGGAUGCAUAUUCUCACUGCCCAGUGCCGACACUGCCACAUACACAGGUACUGGCACAGGUGCAGGGCCAACCUGAGCUGGCGGGCGACGACGACGACGUAGGACGGAGAAGCCCGAAAGAUGGCCCGUCUGACUCGAAUCUGUACCACAGGUCGCUUCGCAUCGCCCUCGACAAUUUGCGUCGUGACAAACAGGAAGCUUUGGAGGUCAGCCAUUCCGAUAGCAUAGAGAUGCUGCGAUGCUGCGGCACGGCCAACCCUUCGUGCGGCCAUCAUCACUGUCCCCGAUCCCACCAAGACGUGGAUCCGGGCUUCGUCAUGGACCUACUCUUGGCCGAGCCCGGCGAACUGGCUGAGCAAGUGGUCGAAUCGUUUCCCAUGCCCAUGGCCAGAACUAUGUUGCAAUGCUCCAGGAGGGCCGUUUUCGGGACAAUUCAACGUGCACGCUCCCAGGCUACUCGGACGGCAGGUAAGGUUCUCUCUUUUACUGGCCGACCGGCUCCCACCGAGCCGAGGGGCCAUUCGCAUCUCGUACUUCUCCAACAUGCUGUGGGCCAGUGGAUGAAGAACACACCGCCAGCAUUGAGCCGAGACCUACCGCUCAUCCGUCAUGUCGCCGGGGGGGACUAUGAUCCCGGCGCCAACUCUGUGACGACAGAUACACCAACCCGGAGUUUCAACCAUGCAGCCGUCGACGCCAUGUGCGACCAAGUGUAUGACCGAGCCGUUGCCAACGCCGAGGGGCAGGGCCGCGACGGCGACAGGGACGGGGAGGGGUGCGAUGCCCAUCACGCCCGGUUGAUGAGAGCACUGGAGAAUAGACGGCCGACAUUGUGGAGCAGCGGCUUGGUCAAAGCGAGUGUUGGGGCACCAGCGGCCGCCUCCAACCACAGUCUCGGCUGGGACUGCGAAACGCUGACUGCUGCCUUUGGACCUAUGUUUCCGUCGCUAGCUGUGGGAUUGACCUUCUUCGCUCUGUCUUUGCAUAUGGAGGGUUUGGUAGGAGAGGGCAGUGGGUAUGAGUUGGAACCCAGGUAA
Messenger RNA from Drechmeria coniospora, 1206 nucleotides. RefSeq lists its product as uncharacterized. The record is from RefSeq and is a predicted model, not a curated record. The transcript has a single exon. Bases 1 to 1206 code for a protein of 401 amino acids. NCBI's taxonomy places the organism in Eukaryota, Fungi, Ascomycota, Sordariomycetes, Hypocreales, Ophiocordycipitaceae.